Molecule: messenger RNA, 3330 nt
Organism: Brassica napus (rape)
Lineage: Eukaryota; Viridiplantae; Streptophyta; Magnoliopsida; Brassicales; Brassicaceae
Exons: 5
Coding region: 247-792 (181 amino acids)
Source: RefSeq, a predicted model, not a curated record
CAGCAAGAGUUCACUUGGGAAUCAGGGAUUACAGAACAAGUGAAAAUUGUUUUCCGCCGCAAAGCAGCUUCGCACUACACCAAGCGGAUCAAUGAGUGGAAGCAAAAAUUCGAUGUUGGCGAGGUCCCAAAGCACAUCAACCCAGACGUUUGGCGGGAUUUGUGUGCUCAUUGGACGAAAGAUGAUACAAAGUCUUUGUCGACAAUCAACUCGCAAAAUCGGUGUAGCGGGCGUGGCGGGAAAGGGAUGUUUGUCCACAACUUAGGGGCAACAAGUUUACAGACCCGAGCACUUCAGCUAAUGAAGGAAAACGGUGGAGUUCCCGUAGAUGAUUUUACCCUGAUGAAGAACGCCUAUACCAACAAGAAGACUGGGGAGAUUCAGGAUGGACUUAUUAAGGGCGUAAUCCAGGUCGUGGAAAAUCGAAAAGUGGAUCUCCUCGCGACUCAAGCUUCUAUGUGUGAAGAAGGCGAUUCUGCAUCUUCCAACUCCUUAACCGUAGAGCAACUCAACAACCUUGUUCUCGAGGCUGUUCCAAAGAAAAAGGGCCGUUAUGUUGGAUUGGCUCGUUCGACCGGAGGGGCUUCUUCUUCUUCUUCAGCUCACUAUCCACUCGUUGAUGAGCUUAUGGAGCAGAUUAAGACCAAGGAUACGGAGAUUGAGUUCCUGAAGCAAGACAAUGCUGAAAUCCGGGUUGAGCUCCAGCAAAACCGAAUGACUAUGGAGGAAAACAAUGUUCUCACCCAGACCUUGUUGCAGAAGUUUAGGACCCGAUUCGGUGAAGACUUUUAGUUGUUUUUUAAUUUUCAAAAACUUUUUAUUACUUUUUAUAACUUUAAUGUAUAAUAAUGUUGAAUUUAUAUAUCUAUAAUGUUUUUAAGAAAUUAUCAAUUUUUUCAUGAAAUUAAAUUAAGAAUUAUAAAAAUUAUUUUUUUAAUUAAAAAAGGAAUACCGACGGAUAGAGUUAUCCGUCGGAAUUUCUACAUUUUUCCGACGACUAAGAUCCAUCGGUAUAUUCAUGAUAUUCCGACGGAAUAAAGUCGUCGGUUUUAUUUUCAAUUACCGACGGAAUCUUUUCGUCGGCAUUUUCUGAAUAUUCCGAUGAACACCCUUUGUCGGUUUUUUUUAAAUUCCGACGAAUUCUCGUCGUCGGUAUUCUCUAUAAAUACCGACGGAUACGUAUCGUCGGAAAUUUUAGAUAAAAACCGACGGAAUACUUUCGUCGGUAUUUGCCGACGAAAUAUGUUCGUCGGUAUUUACCGACAAAUUUCCGACGAAUAUCUGUAUACCGACGAGAUGAUACCGACGGACAUUUUUCGUCGGUAUUCCAUCGGUAUGCGGCUUUCCCGACGAGAUUAUGACGGAUUUGUCCAUCGGUAUCGCGCAGUUUUCUUGUAGUGAUAUAAUAAACCAAAAAAAAAAGUUGCAUAUUGAUUCUAGUCUAGGUAGUAUGAACAUUCUAAAUCUUAUUAGCUGGUUUGAACAUAUUGUGCUUACAAAAAAAACAAAUAUGUUGACCACAAACCAUAAAUUUGCUAGAUAAAUAAUACUAUUACUAAGUUAAAAACUUCUUCUGAUGCUAUAUUUUGGCCGAAAGGUUGCGGAAUGAAUAAGCAACCAAAUACAACCAUGGAAAAUGAUAUUUUAAACAGGAAAAAGAACAAAAAACUUAUAUUAAUACAACAAAUGAUGACAAAAAAAAAAAAACAACAAAUGAUAAUUUUGUGAAUGGAAAGCUGGAAUCCACUGUGUAUAUAGUGAUGUCAUGAGCAUUUCUUUUCAAUAUCACGACGCCAAUUCAUUAUAAUGCAGUCUUUUCACUAUUUGGAUAGCUAUACCUCCGUACUAGGUUUUCUACUACAAUACAAGCCUUAAUAAUAAUAGCAUGGUCUAACCGACCCAAAAAGAUGUUAACCCUUCACCAGUUCCUUUUUUUUUAUCAAAAACCCUUCACCAGUUCCUUUAUGUGUUUAAUUUGUCGCCAGCACUGCUGCAAACACCAUUACCAUACGGUUGCCACCGCAAAGAGAAAACAAAUGAUGUUAUUUUAUAUAGAAAUUUUUAAUAACUACGACAAUAAAAGAUAGUGUAUUGGUAGUGUUAUUGGAUUAAUUUUGUUGUAAUCUGGGUUUAAAGUUUCCUUUGAUUUGAAAUUUUACUUUUCGAAUAAAAGCUUUUAAAGACUAACUUUGAAUAUGUGUCAGAUUUUCUUUUUUGAAAUUUGAAAAGAUUAUAUUUUAUCAAAAGACUUUACAUAUUUUCUCUAGGUUUUUUUUAGUCACUUACUUUCUUCUCCGGCGUUCGCUUGAGCUAUAUCUUUGAGUCUUUACUUCUUUUAUUCUCGAUCUUCUAACUUUUUGUGGUGGUCUUCUUUGCAGCGGAAGGAGAGAGAUCUCUUUUGCACUCUGCGGUCCAGAUCUAUUCCGAGUCAGAUCUGGUGGUGCAUGGUGUUAUCAGUGUGCUUGAAGAUGAUCUUCUCGGGUCGACGAUGCGCUGAGGCAUUGGGUUGUCUCUCCUCUGGUUGUCUCUUCCCAAUGUGGUGUUAGGCUGGUUGCGGAGGCGUCUUCGUCGUGAGGUAGGGUUCAAGAUUUGUGGAUCUCUUGUCUCUCUCCUCCUGCUUUGCUCUCCUCCGGCAUGUCUCUUGCUUGUGGCGGUGUGUGGGAGAGGUUGACUUCUCUACAUGCAUCUGUGACAUGCGUUAAGAUGUUAACUUCUCUCCAAAGUGGUCUUGUGGCAUUGGUAGUACGUCAGUUUGGCUUCUGGUUUUCUAGCUUGCUUGGUGGUAUUUCUCUGGAGGAGGUGAACCCACCCAAUCCUUUUACUCUAUAUGGACUUAAUGGUUUAAUGGGUGUAGACGGUCCCGGAUUGGUGGACUAUAAACAAAAAUCUUCAUCUUAAUUCUCCGAACGACGGCAUUAUUGGUUGCGGGAUACUCCUCUUGAUGCCGGUUUGGUGCUUCUUGGGUGAGUUAGCAGGUUGGGUCGUGAUUCUUUGGGCAUGUUAUGUCGUGUGGGUUAUCAGAAGCUGAAGUAGAUAUGUGUUUCACAGUCUGAGAGCGUCUUUCUCUUUGGUAGCUCGUGGCGUCUGGCCGUUCAUUCUAUCUCAAGCCAUGUUUUUCUUGUCUUUCACUACUACGAUGAAGGUUCAACCAAAGUCAGAAUCUCUUUUUAUAGUUUAUCUCUACUUAGGUUAGCUGUGUCAGAUUAUUUUAUGCAUAUCUACUAUUAUUUCUAUGUAAUUUAUGCCAAAAAUUUGAAAAUCUUGGUAUAAAUUUAUUAGACUUCUGUCCAAAAUGUUUUUUUGAAUCUAUGUGAAAUUUUGAGAAUAAGA